Messenger RNA from Cuscuta campestris, 1508 nucleotides. Lineage: Eukaryota; Viridiplantae; Streptophyta; Magnoliopsida; Solanales; Convolvulaceae. The record is from the annotation of a GenBank genome assembly.
CUAUUUUAUUUGUGAAGUCACCCGUCUACCCAACAAAGCCCCAAAUUAGCCCGCGACUGGAUCGGCCAGAAGGGGAAUCGGUGCACUGCGGUGUGGACGGCAUCCGGGGCUGCUCCACGGCGGCGGAUAGAUUUUCUUCAAAGACCAUGGACUUAAACAACGGAGAAACCGGCGGUUCUUAUUGAUAACCUGAUCCAAGGAACUUGCAUGUACUUGCAAACGAGCAUUUUCUGAACCAGAUUGUAUCAUCUUUGUUCCACGAAGCUCAUUCAGAAGGAUUAUCUGGGAAAUCGUUAGAAUCUUUGGUGAAGUGAUGUCUUUCAUAGACGAAUUCGAAACCAAUUUGGAAGUAAUACCAAAUCUGUUACAGAAGAAGUAUGCAUUGAUGCGCGAUCUAGACAAAAGUUUACAAGAAGUCCAGCGGCAAACUGAGGAGCGAUGUCAACUGGAAAUUGAGGAUAUGAAGCAGCGUAUCAAGAGUGGUGGUAUUACGUCAGAUUCCUCCCUUCUUAAGUUCUCAGAUGAUACACUGGAUGAGCAAAAGCAUGCUAUCCGGAUAGCUGAUGAGAAAGUUGCUUUAGCCAUUCAGGCCUAUGAUCUAGUAGAUACUCAUAUUCAACAGCUUGACCAGUACCUGAAAAAAUGCGACGAGGAGCUUCGUAGAGUUGCAGAAAGAGAUAAUGCUGCAGCCACAGAACCACCUACGUCGACCAUUGACAGCAAUGUUAAAACUGGAAGAUCGGGUGAUAGUAGCAAAGGAGGCCGUAAAAAGACUCGUCUGGCAACAACAACAACAACAACAACAACAACACCAGCAGUUAACCCAACGGGUAUGGAUUUGGAUCUACCCGUGGAUCCAAAUGAACCAACAUAUUGCUUCUGCAACCAAGUUAGCUAUGGUGAAAUGGUUGCGUGCGACAAUCCUAAUUGCAAGAUAGAAUGGUUCCACUAUGGCUGUGUUGGCCUUAAAGAACAGCCCAAGGGCAAAUGGUACUGUUCUGAGUGUGCAGUAAAGCGAGGCCGCAAGAAAGGCAAGUGAAUACAUAUUAAGGCUGUGUUUGGUUGGGCGUGCUAUUUGAUUACAACACCAGUUCCAGCAAAUUGAACCAAAACAUGUGCAUUACGUGAACCAAACACACAUUGGAAUCAAAAUUCACCGUGAAUAGCACAAUUGACACUGUACGAUAUGAGUUCCACUAGGAGAGUUGUCUGCACAAGCUCCGAAAUUAGAAUUCCCAGCUGAUAUUUGAUCAAAACUAGAGAAGAUAGAAUCUAAAUUUGCCCAUAGUCACAUGUGAAGAGUUAUUUUGUUGAGCUUUCAAAUAAGGCAUGUCUAUGGCUUGUUUGGCGAGUGGCGUGCAGUCUAAACAUGGUACAUGAUAUUGUAUAUCGAGGAUUCCAGACUAGGUACAUUUACAGAGAAUACAUGCUACUCCCUCCGUCUCACAAAACAUUGCCCAUUUUGAAUAGUAUUUGGUCAAGCAGUUACACGCUUUGACUACAAAUUG